Messenger RNA from Trichomonas vaginalis G3, 1173 nucleotides. RefSeq lists its product as uncharacterized. Bases 1 to 1173 code for a protein of 390 amino acids. The record is from RefSeq and is a predicted model, not a curated record. The transcript has a single exon. NCBI's taxonomy places the organism in Eukaryota, Parabasalia, Trichomonadida, Trichomonadidae.
AUGUACGCGAAAGUGAAAACAGGAACUAACCAGUUCAAUGCACUCAAAUCAGACUCCGAUGAUGCUCAAGUCGAGGAGGAAGAGGAAGUACAUGAAAUACCAGUUGAUCCAAAAUCAAAUUUAGGCAAAUUCCAGCAAAUUUCUAAAAAUGCAAAAACUCUUCCAGAGCUUGCAAAGGCUUUCGAUACAUUUAUUCGCAGCUUUGGCAAGAGUUCUCGCACUUACAACAACAAAUUCGAUACAUAUGAUGGCCUUACUGUUAAAGAAUACGAUGAUAUCUUAACAGCAAGAAUCCAAUGCUACAAUGACCGCGUUCCACAAGAGGUUCUUGAUGAUGCCUAUUCUAAAUACUCUUCUUUCAAAUCCCCAGACCUCAGAUCUCUUCUUGUUGAUACAAUUAAGGGAUUAAAAUCCAAGAAUCAAAAUGGACAAGGCGCACUUCUCUUAAUUGCUGACGUUCUUUCACGAGAACCAGAUCUUUUUACAAAAGAUCUUUUAACAUUUGAAGGAAAAGAACUUAUCGACGCCGCUCCAGCUCUUGGAUUCAUUUACGCGUAUGUCAUCCAAAAUUCAGCCAAACCACCUACAGGAAAAUUCGUUCUUAGGAUGUUUUGCCCAGUUUUCCUUAACCCAGAAGCAUCAUUAGGCGGAUUAGCCGUUUGCGGUGCCCAUUGUGCCAUGAGAGCACUCAGACAUUACCACGAUCCAAGAGUAACUGCAUUCCACUUCGCAGUGAUCGAUCGUCUCGUUCGAGAUAAGUCAACAAAUCGCGCAACACACAUUUCACAAGUUUUCGAUAAGUUUUCGAAAGCAAUGAGAAUUACACGCAUGGAUAAGUACGUAUCUGCCAUUAUUACAGUCUUUGACGAUAUGCCACAAUAUAGGAACGAAUUACUUGUCGCAAACGCCAAAGACAGCAAGCUAUUCGUCGACGGAUGGGUAGAAUACAACAAAGAACACGAGGACGGUGUCAAAGCUUUCAAGGAAGUUACUGAUCAAUUGAUAUAUGAAACACUUUACAAAUUCCCACGCGAAACCAUCGUUGGAGAUUCAGACAACAUCAGAUUGAUGAACAAGGAGAUACAACUGAAUAAGAGGAGUGUUCGUGAAAUUAUUCUCGGAUUAGUCGCUGGCGCUGUAUUUGUUUCUCAUUAUUAUCUCGAACUCUUCUAA